Podospora anserina S mat+ is the source of this 1413-nucleotide messenger RNA. RefSeq lists its product as uncharacterized. The transcript has 4 exons. NCBI's taxonomy places the organism in Eukaryota, Fungi, Ascomycota, Sordariomycetes, Sordariales, Podosporaceae. The record is from RefSeq and is a predicted model, not a curated record. Bases 1 to 1413 code for a protein of 470 amino acids.
AUGGCUUCUGUCAAUCUCAGCCAGGCCAUGCAUUUGAUCGGAUGGACCACUGCUCUUUGUCUCUUAGCUGGUGCGAUUGCCUCUGGCCUGUGGUUCUAUCCCACGUUCGCGCGUUCCAAGCCCGCACCGUCGUCUCAGACCGGGGACAGCUCAGGCCCCGCACGAUCCACGCGACAAGACGUCCGCCUCUGUCAAGUUAACCCUGACAAGAACGAGACAGACACCGACAUCGACAUCAUUGCCAUUCAUGGCCUCGACACAAAGUCGCCGGACACGUGGACAUGGGUAGACCCCAACGAUCCCAACAAUACCGUUAACUGGCUGGCCGACCCGCGAAUGCUCCCGAGUCAAGUGGAAGCAGCUCGCAUCUUCACAUGCGACUGGCCUGCCGAUCUGCUUCAGCCGUCAGACUUGGUCCAGAAGACGGACGACGAGAUCGCUUUGCUCCUAUUCGAAGGAAUCAAGAGAGAUCUCUUAGGAACGCAUGAUAAAAAGAAGGUAGACCGGCCGAUUCUCUUCAUCGCUUCCUGCCUUGGGGGGAUCAUCUUGGCAAAGGCUCUGGUGGGCGCCGAUCAUAAACGCAGCAGCUAUUAUAGUCUGAGGACAGCAACAUGUGGGAUUAUCUUCCUCGCCACCCCGUUUGGAGGGACUUCGUUCGAAGACGUAGCUAUCUGGGCAGAUCCAGGUCUGACCGCAUGGGCUCUGAUCCGUCGCCGAGAAGUGAGUAACCUGCUCGGCUGGGUGAAGGGAUCGACCUUCGCUCUUAAGGUACUAGUUCGGAGGUUCACGCGGCUAUGUCAAGAUAAUCACAACCCCUGCCAUGUAUUCUGCUUUUACGAACUUGGAAAAACGAAUCUCUGGCGCAAGGUAAGAACCGCGACGUACCUUCGUCCCAGAGCUACGACUAACGAUUCCCAGCUGGUCGACAUGAGGUCAGCAAUCCUUCAAAUCGUCUUUAAACCGCUGCCGCUUGAUCGAACCCACCGCCUAAUGAAUAAAUUCGACGGCCCUAAAUGUCCGGACUACAAACAAGUCUCUGGAAAGAUUCUAAAGUUUCUCACGAAGAUAUAUAAUGGAACCCCCCUCGCACAGGCGGACGCCAGGAUUCGCAAUAUCAAUCUGGCCAUUGUCGAGUGGCCUGGCGAUAAUGCAACUCGCGGAGGAAAAGGAGACACAGCACAACAGUCUUCCCCGUUUUCGCUCCUCGCCCGACUAAAUGUGGAGACACCGGACAAGACGAUCGAGGUCACGCUGCCGACGCUAUUUGAGCCCCGCAAGUCACAGGACGGCCAGAAGAAACAGCCAAGUCGUAUCCUGAUCCGUGGACGGGCAGGAAUAGGGCUUAUUCAAUCGCGUACUUUAGGUACCACUGCGGAACCUAAAGGUAGAAAAGAGAUAGAGUGCCGGAUAUAA